AUGGUCAUUGGACUCUUAGCCAUAACGGCCAUCCCGACAGUGACGGGUAUAUCCCUCGCGUCCAGCGAACAGCGCAAAGCAAACCAGCGCAAAGAAGAUAACAGGCGCAUGAUGAAGUUCAACAUCCAAGCUGAAUGCGACGGCGAUACAGAUGAUGAUCGCGAGUUGAAUGGGAUGAGUGUUGUUGUUAGGAAUGAGAAGGUCUACCUGGCAGACCCAAACCCAUCUAACCGCUCCCCACCAGCCUUCACAGCUCUAGCCUUCUACAUCGAAUACCCGGAACUAGAUGAAACAAAACAUCUAGACCGUGGUCUUGGACUUCCAACAUAUGUACAGGAAGAUCCACCGCUGCUCAAUUGGAUCUAUGCUGAUAAUGAGACGUACGAGCUGCGCUAUGGGAAUCGGUCACAGAGUGUGGAGCAUGUGGUUGGGCCGUGGGACUGGUGUAAAGAUGAGAGGAUUAUUUCGCUGGAGAAGAAGAAGAAGGCAUUUUACGCGGUUGAGGAGAAGGAGGGGGAAUGGGCGCUUUAUUUUGAUCGCGAUGGGGAUGAGUUGGAGAGGGUGUUGGAGGAGCAGGGGUUGUUGGAUUGUGCUUUUGUGCCUGUUACUUUGGUUAGGAGGAUUGUUGAGGAGAAGCCUCCUCCUGCUCAGUCUCAGUCUCAACCUCAGGGAGAAGGACAGGGUCAGGGACAGGGACAAAAUGGAAAGGCUGGGCAGAAAUGA
Messenger RNA from Penicillium arizonense, 723 nucleotides. RefSeq lists its product as uncharacterized. The transcript has 2 exons. Bases 1 to 723 code for a protein of 240 amino acids. The record is from RefSeq and is a predicted model, not a curated record. NCBI's taxonomy places the organism in Eukaryota, Fungi, Ascomycota, Eurotiomycetes, Eurotiales, Aspergillaceae.